Messenger RNA from Drosophila grimshawi, 3276 nucleotides. RefSeq lists its product as uncharacterized. The coding region runs from base 45 to 3056 and encodes 1003 amino acids. The record is from RefSeq and is a predicted model, not a curated record. Gene Ontology annotation, cellular component: membrane; cytoplasm. Gene Ontology annotation, molecular function: scavenger receptor activity. Lineage: Eukaryota; Metazoa; Arthropoda; Insecta; Diptera; Drosophilidae. The transcript has 9 exons.
UUAGUUACCAACCCGAAGGGUUCGAGGCAUAUACUCACUUCAAAAUGUGCUGUCGCUGCUGUGGAGUGACCCAGCAAAAGGUUUGGGUUUUCGGUCUUGGUACGCUAUUCACAGUUUUCGGAUUACUAUUCAUAAUAUGGUGGCCCAGUCUCAUAGAUAGUAUCAUCAUGAAUUCAUUGCCGCUGACGCCCACAUCGAAAACAUUCGAUAAAUGGGAAACGCUGCCAAUACCCGUCUAUAUGAAAAUGUAUCUUUGGAAUUGGACCAAUGCAGAAGAGGUAAAACUGCAUGGUGUUAAGCCCAACUUUCAGCAAUUGGGACCAUAUGUCUACAGAGAGGAGCGACUGAAAAUGGAUCUGGAGUGGCAUGAAAAUAAGACGGUAACCUUCAGUCCAAAUCGCACCUGGUUCUGGGAGGAAGAACUCUCCGGUGGAAAACAAACGGACCUUGUGACCGUACCUCAUCUACCAUCGAUUGCGGCAGCUGCGGAAAUGCGAGAUAAAAAUGCUUUGGUGAAAGCUGCUUUCAACCGAGAACUAAACGCGCAUGGUGGUGCCCUCUAUGUGACACACACGGCUAGCGAGUGGCUCUUUGACAGUUUCUACGAUGAGUUUCUGCAUUAUGCAAUGAACAAUCCACUCGCGCCGGAGGUUGAGUCGGAUCACUUUGCCUGGUUCCUCGAUCGCAAUGGGUCUAAGGAGUUUGAGGGAUCCUUUACAGUGCACACGGGCGUCGGCGAUAUUAAGGAAAUGGGUGAAAUUAAAUUCUGGAAUGGUGCAAAUCACACUGGCUGGUAUGAGGGCGAGUGUGGUCGACUCAAUGGCAGCACCACCGAUCUCUUUGUGCCCGAUGAGCCCAGGGAGAAGGCAUUGACCAUAUUCAUAGCGGACACACGUCGCAUUAUCAACUUGGAGUAUACGGGCGAGAGCUACGAGAUUGAGGGCAUCAAGGGCUGGAAGUACGAGGUGACGCCCAACACAUUCGACAAUGGCCAAAGGAGUGAGGCGAUGAAGUGUUACUGCCCCGUUUAUCGUCAGCCCAAUAAUUGUCCCGCUUCGGGCGCCACAGAUUUGGGUCCCUCGGCAGACGGUGCCCCCAUGUAUCUGUCAGCAUCUCAUUUCAUGUAUGCGGAUGACAGUUAUGCCAACACAAUAACUGGCUUUGAGCCAAACUAUGAACGUGACAAUUUCUACAUUAUAAUGGAGCGCAAAUUUGGAGUGCCGCUGGAGGUGAAUGCGGCAGUGAUGGUCUCAUUGUUAAUAGAACCAGACGAGGACAUUGACAUAUUGACUGGCAUUCCGAGCUUCUAUGGACCACUCUUCACCACGGCCAGCUCAGCGGUUAUUAACAAGGCGCUCGCUUCCGAGCUAAAGCUGGCAAUGAACCUGCCAGCAAUUGGACGCUAUACGGGCGUGGGUCUUCUAUGUGUGGGCUGCAUCCUGUUGGCCGUUGGAAUUUUCCUCACACUCAAACGCCGUUGGUAUGGACAGAGGGCAGCUGAUAAUACGGAACUUCUCAGUCCCGACACCGACCACAAGAACAACAACAGUUGCAAAAUGUGCUGCAAUUGUUGCAGUGUGCGCCAACAGAAGAUCUGGGUCUUCGGCCUGGGCACCUUUCUAGUUAUACUCGGCACUGUGCUGCUCUCGGCCUGGCCAAGUCUAUCCCGGCAAUUGAUACGUGGCAUGCUGCCACUGGCGCCCAAUUCGUUUUUAUACAAGAGCUGGGUGGUCGCACCGGUGCCAGUUUAUAGCACCUUUUAUCUGUUCAAUUGGACCAAUCCGGAGGAUUUCAAUAAUACGGAUGUGAAACCGCACUACGAACAACUGGGACCCUACACAUUCAGCGAUUACAAAGUCAAGGAGGACCUCUUCUGGCAGCAGCCGGAAGUUACCUUUGAUGCGCGACGUGAGUUUCACUUUGUGCCUGAGAAAUCAAAUGGAAGUUUAGACGAUGUCGUUAUUGCACCACACUUCAUCACACUGACUGCAGCCCGCUAUGUGCGCAAAUAUCCUCGGAUAUUGCGUAAGAUUAUGAACUUUGCCCUGAAUCGCGAGGGAGGCGGCACCCACUUGAAGCACACAGCUGGAGAAUGGCUAUUCGAUGGUUUCUACGAUGAGCUCAUUGAUUUUGUGGUGCUGCUGGAUUCGCCGCUGUUUCCGAUAUAUAGCAAAAACUUCGGCUGGUUCUACAAUAGGAACAACUCACAGACGGCCGAGGGCAAUUUUACGAUACACACGGGUCGUGGGGAUCUCAGCAAAAUGGGCGAGAUCCGAUUGUGGAAGGGCGCUGCACAUACGGGUUACUAUGAGGGCGAAUGCGGCAAGGUCAAUGGCAGCACGGGGGAUUUAUGGGCGCCGGGUCGCCAGUGGCAUGAAACGAUUUCCAUAUUUUUAGCAGAUGCAUCGCGCUUCAUAAAUCUAUACAGCAUAGCGAAUGUUACUGUUCAGGGCAUCAGUGCCUGGCUGUACGAGACCACCGAGCUAUCCCUCGACAACGGCCAAGUGUCGCCAGAUACGCAAUGUUUUUGCGUUGCCAAUCGCCAAUGUCCGCUAAAUGGUGUACUAGAUUUUUCACCCUUAACAUAUCACGGUCCCUUCUACGUGUCGCAUCCGCACUUCUAUAUGACUGAUGAGUCCUACAGAGAAAAUACGACAGGACUACUGCCCAAUGCCCAGGAGCAUAGCAUGCAUGUGGUGAUGGAGCCCACAUAUGGCAUACCGAUUAGCCUGAAGGGGCAAGUUAUGCUCAGUGCGUUCGUGCAACGCGAUGAGGAAAUUGACCAUUUAAAGGACAUAGCCUAUGAUCACUAUGCACCGAUGUUUAUGUAUCAACUGUACGCCGACUUGGAUGAUGAUCACAUUAGGCUGCUCAAGCUUGGCUUGAGUGUGCCACGAAUUGGUCAAUUCACCGGCCUGGGUUUGUUAUUGAUUGGCCUCAUUGUGGUGAUUGUCGGCGUGAUAGUGACUAUGAAACAUAAAUGGCACAAUGAGUGGAAAACUGAAGCUGUUGACGACGUUAAACCACUUGAGAACAAAGGCGUAAACAGCGAGUGAUUGAGAUAAGACUGUGUUUUACCUGUCUUUUUUGUGAUAAUACUGAUAUUUUUAGUUAUUUGUCGGUGCACAAUUGAUUAAAUUAGGUUAAAAAUAGGUGAAGUGCGCCAUAAACCGAAAUUCCGGAACACAAAUUUGGCGUGCUGCUGCUUUCUGCCAAUUUGCGUUGAGGUGUUGCCCAGCUGCGCUCGUGUAGAAUUACACAAAAUUAUGGCCUCUC